Pimephales promelas (fathead minnow) is the source of this 1489-nucleotide messenger RNA. Its product is annotated as early activation antigen CD69. NCBI's taxonomy places the organism in Eukaryota, Metazoa, Chordata, Actinopteri, Cypriniformes, Leuciscidae. The record is from RefSeq and is a predicted model, not a curated record.
AACGGUUCAAGCUCCAAAUGAGUGUUUCAUUGCAGCUUUAAAGGGCUUUAAGUGCUAACGUAACUAAAAGUAGUGGAUGUCACUGAAGCUUGGGCUUCAGGCUUUGAAUCUAAACCCUAGAACUGCGGUUUGGCCGGGUGGAAAGGACCAGCCUCUCCGGCGUCAUCCGGCCAUUCCACGGAAUCUUCACUCUCCAAAUUGUGCCAUGGAAAACUAGCCUAUGUGUUGCAAGGAAACAAGUUGAUCAGCUAUAGGCUGACCUCAAGGAAUGCAGGCUAACAAUCUCUCAGAUGAUGUGGAGGGAAAUCCUGACCGGGAGGAUCCCUUCCAACAACGCAAAGUGGCUUGUGUCAUGUUCGCGGUUCUCCUCAUCCUUUCAUUCUUGGUAAUAGGAAUUGUAACAGGUGUCAACUUCAAGAAGAAUCCACAAGAAGACCAGACCAGAGGUCUUCUUUCUGAUGAUAUUACGGCUAUCCCCUUCCAGUACAAAGGGCGCUGCUCGGAUGGUUGGGUUUCCUAUAAGAACACCUGUUAUUUGUUAGUGAAUGUUUAUGGGACGUGGGAAACAUCACAGUCUUUUUGCCGCAACAAUGGGGCGCACUUGAUGGUUGUGAACAGCGAGGAGGAGCUGGAGUUCAUUUCAAGAACUGUCCAGAAACAGCCUGACUACUGGAUAGGCCUCAAGAGGGACAAAUCGGGCAAAUGGUCCUGGGCUAAUGGAGACGAUUAUCAUUCAGCUCCACAUUUCUGGGAUGAAAAUCAACCUGCUCAUGGUGGCUUGGAGUCCUGCGUCCACUUAAAAGGAACUGAAACAGUGCGUCGCAAGCUGUUGCAUGAUGCUGACUGUUACAGCGAACGCUAUUUCAUUUGUGAAACAAACUAGAGAAAGGCAUGUGGUAGGAAACUUUACAUUAGACUGUUCUUCUAAAAUCCUGCCCUGGACACACACCUUCUGAUAAAACUGUACUUGCCUGACUGCUGCAAAUUUGAUGUACUUUUGCUAUGCAUAAGUCACGUAUUUUAUAGUAUUCCAGUGUAAAGUCCAGUUAUAUGAACACAUUUGAUUAGGUACCUAAUUUUUGGCACAAUUUCAUCUGAACCUAGAUAUUUUGAUUAAAAAUACAGUAUUGCUUUAUCUAUAUUCAAACUUUUAAACCAGUGUUCAAUAGGCUUCCUAGAAUAUCAUUAAAUAUGAUUAUCUCUCUUAAAAGAGUUAUAAUUGUUGUUAUUUAAAUAUAUUUUUAAUGUGUAUCUGACAAAGGCUCAGGAUAAAGAUCUGUUUGUUGAGAUUUAAUAAGCAAUCAUAAUUCACAGUCAACUGUAGUCAAAAGUCAAGCUAAUUACACAGGCAAGACAAAGAAAGUCAUUGAUCAUAACUAGGUGUAGAAUUGAGAUGAGGACCUCUGGUGGUGAGCCGAAUAAACUGAAUUUUAUUUUGCGAAGAUGGUACAAUGGAAAAUCUACUUCAAUAAAUCAAAACCUGUCUACU